This is a messenger RNA of Mustela lutreola (European mink), 899 nucleotides long. RefSeq names its product putative sodium-coupled neutral amino acid transporter 11. The transcript has a single exon. Gene Ontology annotation, molecular function: amino acid transmembrane transporter activity. The record is from RefSeq and is a predicted model, not a curated record. Lineage: Eukaryota; Metazoa; Chordata; Mammalia; Carnivora; Mustelidae. Gene Ontology annotation, biological process: amino acid transmembrane transport. The coding region runs from base 4 to 807 and encodes 267 amino acids.
GUAAUGGCAAGGGUAGUCUCAUUGGGUCCAUAUAUACCAAAAACAGAAGAUGCUUGGGUAUUUGCAAAACCCAGUGCCAUUCAGGCUCUUGGCGUGAUGUCAUUCGCAUUCAUUUGUCACCAUAACUGCUUCUUAGUUUAUGGUUCUUUGGAAGACCCCACAGUUGCUAAGUGGUCCCGCAUCAUCCACAUGUCCACUUUGGCUUCUGUACUCAUCAGUACUCUCUUUGCUACCUGUGGAUACUUGACCUUUACUGGCUUCACCCAAGGAGACUUAUUUGAAAACUAUUGCAGAAAUGAUGAUUUGGUAACAUUCGGAAGGUUCUGUUAUGCAGUCACCGUCAUUUUAACGUACCCUAUUGAAUGCUUUGUGACUAGAGAGGUAAUUACCAAUGUGUUUUUUGGUGGGAAUCUUUCAUUGGUCUUCCACAUUAUUGUUACAGUGGUUAUCAUUACUGUAGCCAUGCUUAUAUCAUUGCUGAUUGAUUGUCUUGGAAAAGUUUUAGAACUCAAUGGUGUGCUCUGUGCCGCUCCACUAAUUUUUAUCAUUCCAUCAGCAUGCUAUCUGAAACUGUCUGAAGAACCGAGGACACACUCAGAUAAGAUUAUGUCCUGUGUCAUGCUUCCUGUCGGUGUUAUGGUGAUGGUUACUGGACUCCUCAUGGCUGUCACAAAUCCUCAAGACUGCACCCAUGGGCAGGAAAUGUUCUACUGCUUUCCUGACAAUCUCUCCCUCACAAACAUCUCAGUUUCUCAUCUUCAACUGACAACACAACUUUCAGUUUUAAACAGCAGUAUCUUUCAAUGAGUUGACUGCUUUCAAAAGUAUAUAUGUUUUCAAAGACUUCUAAACCUCAUCACAUUCACACAUUUUAGUCUGUAUAUUAUAAAAUUAUUAUU